Molecule: messenger RNA, 267 nt
Organism: Perkinsus marinus ATCC 50983
Lineage: Eukaryota; Perkinsozoa; Perkinsida; Perkinsidae
Exons: 1
Source: RefSeq, a predicted model, not a curated record
GUUUCCUACCUCUCUGGAGCAUUGCUCCACGUAAUGAGCUGCCAGACUUUGAUACGAUUCUCAGCGACUGGUCCCCUCCUGCUUACGGGAGCGGCAAUGCUCAUGGAAGAGGAAGCAAUGAGCCACUCAAGACCUCCCACUAUACUGCCCAAGUCACUCGUAUUGGAGUCGGUACUCAGCGGUGCUGCUUCCCUCGGUGGACCGUUGAAGCUUCUGGCUGCUACCAUCAUGGUACCCUCCUACAGUACAGCGCUGUUCUAUUACUCA